Messenger RNA from Thermothelomyces thermophilus ATCC 42464, 1742 nucleotides. RefSeq lists its product as uncharacterized. Lineage: Eukaryota; Fungi; Ascomycota; Sordariomycetes; Sordariales; Chaetomiaceae. The record is from RefSeq and is a predicted model, not a curated record. The transcript has a single exon. Bases 358 to 1560 code for a protein of 400 amino acids.
UUGUGGCCCAGGUUGCGAUGCAGGAUGAUAAUGCGGGCGGGUGGGAUGUGCUGUUGACCAAGAGGCGGCAGCGGGAGUAUCUGGUGACCGGAGUGAUUGGGAAGAUAUUGGAGAUGGAAGUCUUUGAUGACUUGUUGUUCGGGGCGGAUAAGGUGCAGAAGAGGAUGUUGGAGGCGCAGGACGAGUGCACGCUUGAUUAUGAAGGUGAGUGCUGUCGGACCUGUUUCCUCUUUUUUUUCUUUAUUUCUUUCUCUCUUUUAUCCCGUCUCGAGGGACACCGUCUCGUCUGACCCGAGACCAGGAUACCACCGCACCGGCCUUCGUUCGCAGUGCGUCCGCACCCUCCUGGCCGGCGACAUGCUGACUCCGGAGUUCUGGCCUCGCGUCGACCAGCUCACGCUCCAGAUCACGGUGUUGCUGCUGCCCCUGGUCGACCUCAUGGACGAGCACUUCCCGGCCAGCCAGGCGGCAUCGCUGCGCAGCUUCUACCAGGACCUGCACGCCAUCGUCGCUCGGGCCGGAUACCUUUCCCUCGGCAUCCGCUUGUCGAAAAACAUCUUCCACUUCUCGUCGCCCGUCCCGGGAACGGUGUGGGACAACGACCAAGCAAACGUCGACAAUCGCAUCUACCGGGCUUCCGAGGCCGCCAACACCCGCGCCGAUGCCGCCGCCGAGAAGGAGUGGAGGAGCCGGCGGGCUCGGCGGCUGGCUGCGCAGCGUGAGAGAAGAGAAAUCCGAGAUCGCGGGGCGGGCGUGCUGGCCUCGGCCAGGAGCGGAUUCGAGGCCGUUCGCGGGUUCGUCACCGGUCAUGGACAGGAGGAGGGCUCGGGGGAUCAUCAGCAGGGCGCCAACGACGUCUGGCGCCGUCCGUCCCGUAUGGGCAAGGUCCAAAUCGUCCUCUGGCCCAUGCUGCAGCGCUUCGCGACGGUCGGCGAGAUCGACCCGCGCACGGGUACCGCAUAUGGGGAAAGCAUCACCACCAUCUCCAAGUCCCGGGUGGUUUAUUACUACGGCCGAGUCGACGAGCGCGGCGAGGUUGGGGAUAGGUCCCCGAGCCUGGCCGAGUGGGUGCGGAAGACGGACCGUAGGCGCGCUCGGAUCGCCUUCCUGCCGCUUCGCUGGGCUGCGUAUAUCGCCGGCAUCUGGCUGCUGCUUGCUUUCCUGGCAGGGAACGACCCGACUGCUGCCGACGGGUUGCUGCGCCAUGUCGGGCACGUGCCGGCGGAGGUAGCCAGGUAUCUCGUCCGGGAAGCGGCCCUCUUCGUGAUGGAGGUCUUCAUCACCGUUAUCGCCAUCUUCAUCGCAUCCUCUAGGAUGCUCAUGUACUUUGCGUCUUCUGCCAGGAGCUCGCUGGACGGUCUGUUGGAAGAUGGCCAGCGAUGGCUCCUGGGUAGUGUCGGCGGUGUCGACCGGCGCGGAACCUUGGAAAAUAGCACCACAGGGCACGGCUCGGCGUUCAAUCGCGAUGACCUGAGCUGGGCCUCCGUGAAAGACGUUGCGAAAGCACUUGCCGAGCAGCUCAUCUGGUACGUCCAUCCUCCCCCAUCCUCUUCGCCUUGAUGGGACCCCUUAAGAUGGCCUGACAUUGGUUGGAACAAGGAAACCGGUCACCGUUCACGUCCCCGUCGAGUACUCGACACACACCGCGGUUGCUGUCGAGACGCCGCCUCCAGAUGGACGUCCAUGGCUGAACUGGUUUCGGUCAGCAUGACUCUUGUUUCUCCUGGUUUGGUUGAAUGUAC